AUUUGUUUCCGCUAAAAAUAAACAAAGACCAAUUGAGCUCUCCUCUUCCUGCGGAAAUUUAGGGUUUUUGUCUUCUUCACUGAGCAAUCUGGGUUUCGGCUUCAACCUUCUUUAAGAAUGAGACUGAUUCUUUAGUGUGUGUUUUCUCAUCUCUGAGAUUUAUCUAAUCCUCGGCUGAGAAUGGAGUGUAACAAGGAAGAGGCCUCUAGGGCGAAGAAAAUGGCAGAGGAAUUGAUGCGGAAAGGUGAUUACCCCGAGGCUCAUAAGCUUGUAACGAAGGCUCAGACACUCUUCUCAGGUCUUGACGGUUUACCACAGAUGCUAGCCGUCUGUGAUGUUCAUUCUUCUGCCGAGAAGAAAAUCAACGGUCUUGAGAACUGGUACGGUAUUCUUCAAGCUAUGCAUUUCUCUGAUGACGCUACGAUCAAGAAGCAGUACAGGAAGCUCGCUUUGCUUCUCCAUCCUGACAAAAACCAGUUCGCCGGUGCAGAGGCUGCUUUCAAGUUGAUUGGGGAAGCUCACAGAUUGCUUUCCGACAAGGAGAAACGGAUGCAGUACGAUAUCAAACACAGAAUCUAUUCACGGGUUGUUAGCAGGCAGAUGAAUGCAAACUCAGGUCUACAACGUGGAACUGCAAAUAGAGACAUGGGGUCUACUGGUACUCAACAAGGAAGCGUAGCAACUGAGGUGGAUAAGAAAGGAACUUCCAACAAGAAUUGUGGGGGAGUUGAAAACCUAAAUGCUGAAGUAAGAGAACCUAAAUUAGAGGAAGAAUCGAUGAAGAAUUGUGCUGAGGGGAAGAUGAACAAUUCAGCUGAGUCGCCCAAAACUGAUGGUUUGACGCCACAGCCUGAGGUUGCAGAACCAGAACAAAGUGCAUCAAAAUAUGUAGCUGAUGAAUCAGUUUCAAGGUCUAGUCAAGCAGCCUCAAUGAGCAAGGACAAAAAGAAGAGGAGAAAGAUAGUUGAGGAACCGGAUAAUAGGAGGAAAUCUCAGAGGAAAAGUCAGCAAGAUUCUUGCGCAGAGAAGGCAAGAAGUGGUGGUGAUGCUAUAAGCGCUGCCACAAAAGGGUCAAGAGCAACUGAAGCACGUGGAGAAGGGAUGUGUAUGGGGGGAAAGACUGACAAAAACCACAAGACUGUCACGGAAGAUUCACCUGAUCAAGACUUUAAUAAUUUUGAACUGACAACAAGCUGUUUUGCUGUCAACCAGGUGUGGUCUCUGUAUGACCCAACUGACGGUAUGCCUCGGUACUAUGCUCGGAUAACGAAAGUGAUUGAUUCUGAGUUCAAGCUGGGUAUUACAUGGCUUGACCCUUUACAAGAUUAUAACGACAACUCUAUCCUCAUUGCGUGUGGAAUCUUCCAAGAUACGGAGUCAGAGGAAGUAGACGACCGUUUUAUAUUCUCUUGUGAGAUGCUUCACAUACGUCGUGACAACAACAUCGUCAUUUAUCCAAGAACAGGGGAAGUUUGGGCAGUUUUCAGAGGCUGGGAUGUCAGCUGGAGUGGUGGUAGUAGCUCGGAAGAAAAUCGCAAAGGAGCUUAUGAAUAUGACUUUGUUGAAGUUUUGUGUGAGUUUGAAGAUGAGAAUGGCCUUGGAGUGGCCUACCUAGGGAAAGUGGAAGGGUUUGUUUCUCUGUUCCGCCGAGAUGCAAAGUGUGGAGUUCUACAAUUUCAAAUUCCACCAAACGAAAUGCUUAGAUUUUCUCACAAAGUCCCGUCAUUCAAAAUGUCUGGAAGUGAGGGUGAAGGUGUUCCUCCCGGGUGCUUUGAAUUAGACAUUGCUGCUUUACCAAAAGAUAUGUUCGAGGUUGCUAAACAGGAAACGGACUCGGUGAAGAAGAAGGCCAAGAAGAGUGUCAAAGCUGUGGAUGGCUUGAAACUGAGAAAAUCUCCUCGUCUUGUGACUGUGACUGAAACAAACAAACAAGCAACUUCAAGGCUACUACGCCAAGGAAAAGCUGAGAAGAAGAGUGCUAAGAAGGGUUCAUCCCGUGGACAGCCAAAUGGAUCUUCUUUAUCUGCUGAGACGACGCCUACACCAAAGAACCCUGCAAAAGUCACUGCGGCUGAUUCCUCAAGAAUCAAACCCACGGGGAACUCAAAGAAACGUGGGAGAAAUAGUGAGUCAUUGUCAAAGUCCAGAGGUAAAUGAUUUUACGGACUCGGUUAAAUGGUAGUACAGAUUCCUGAGUCUCUUUUUGUUUUGUUAAUCUCACAUCUCUGUGUAGUUGGGGCAAUAAAUUUGUGGAAUGUGAUGUGAAGUUAAGAGUUUAACAUUA
Raphanus sativus (radish) is the source of this 2284-nucleotide messenger RNA. RefSeq lists its product as uncharacterized. The transcript has 2 exons. NCBI's taxonomy places the organism in Eukaryota, Viridiplantae, Streptophyta, Magnoliopsida, Brassicales, Brassicaceae. The coding region runs from base 181 to 2157 and encodes 658 amino acids. The record is from RefSeq and is a predicted model, not a curated record.